Messenger RNA from Lutra lutra (Eurasian river otter), 6214 nucleotides. It is a transcript of the gene NACC2, whose product is annotated as NACC family member 2. Gene Ontology annotation, biological process: regulation of transcription by RNA polymerase II. Gene Ontology annotation, molecular function: RNA polymerase II cis-regulatory region sequence-specific DNA binding; protein binding; DNA-binding transcription factor activity, RNA polymerase II-specific. The record is from RefSeq and is a predicted model, not a curated record. NCBI's taxonomy places the organism in Eukaryota, Metazoa, Chordata, Mammalia, Carnivora, Mustelidae.
GGCGCGCUGUCCCUUUAAACGGCCCGCGGCGCCUCCCCGCGCCCCGCCCGCCGCGGUGCGGCCGGUGCUGGGCGAGGCCGGAGAAAGUCCAUGUGAGCCGGAGCGCGGGGACGAGACUUCCUGCCGCCGCAGGCCGGACCGGGCCGGGCGCCCGCAGAUGUGCCCUCCUCGGGCGCUCCCGCGCUGAGUGUGAGGCGAGCCCUCCAGCGCCUGCCCACCAUGUCGCAGAUGCUGCACAUCGAGAUCCCCAACUUCGGGAACACCGUGCUCGGCUGCCUCAACGAGCAGCGCCUGCUGGGCCUCUACUGUGAUGUGUCCAUUGUGGUCAAAGGCCAGGCUUUCAAGGCCCACCGGGCCGUCCUGGCCGCCAGCAGCCUCUACUUCCGGGACCUGUUCAGCGGCAACAGCAAGAGCGCCUUCGAGCUGCCGGGCACCGUGCCGCCCGCCUGCUUCCAGCAGAUCCUGUCCUUCUGCUACACGGGCAGGCUGACCAUGGCGGCCAGCGAGCAGCUCGUGGUCAUGUACACGGCCGGGUUCCUGCAGAUCCAGCACAUCGUGGAGCGCGGCACGGACCUCAUGUUCAAGGUGAGCUCGCCCCACUGUGACUCGCAGACCGCCAUGAUCGAGGACGCCAGCUCGGAGCCCCAGAGCCCCUGCACCCAGCUGCAGCCGGCCGCCCCCGCAGCCCCCCCCUACGUCGUGUCCCCCUCCGUGCCCAUCCCGCUGCUGACCCGCGUGAAGCACGAAGCCACGGAGCUGCCGCCGGCCGCCGGCCCGGGCCUGGCCCCCAAGCGCCCGCUGGAGACGGGGCCCCGGGAUGGCACGACGGUGGCGGCGGGUGCCACGGCGGCGGGCGCAGCCCCGCUCAAGCUGCCCCGGGUGUCCUACUACGGGGUGCCCAGCCUGGCCACCCUCAUCCCCAGCAUCCAGCAGGUGCCCUACUCCCAGGGAGAGCGGACCAGCCCGGGGGCCAGCAGCCUGCCCACCACCGACAGCCCUACCUCUUACCACAACGAGGAGGACGAGGAGGAUGACGAGGCCUAUGACACGAUGGCAGAGGAGCAGUUUGGCCAGAUGUACAUCAAGGCCACCGGCAGCUACGCAGUGCAAGAGAAGCCAGAGCCCGUUGCCCUGGAGAGCCGCUCCUGCGUCCUCAUGCGCCGUGACCUCGUGGCCCUACCCGCCAGCCUCAUCAGCCAGAUUGGGUACCGCUGCCACCCCAAGCUGUACUCGGAAUGGGACCCCGGCGAGAAGCUGGAGCUGGUGGCAGGUGAAGGGCUCGGGGUCUACAUCACGCGCGGUCAGCUCAUGAACUGCCACCUGUGUGCGGGCGUGAAGCACAAGGUCCUGCUGCGGCGCCUGCUGGCUACCUUCUUCGACAGGAACACCCUGGCCAACAGCUGCGGCACAGGCAUCCGCUCCUCCACGAGCGACCCCAGCCGCAAGCCUCUGGACAGCCGGGUUCUGAACGCUGUGAAAUUGUACUGUCAGAGCUUCGCCCCCAGCUUCAAGGAGAGCGAGAUGAAUGUCAUCGCUGCGGACAUGUGCACCAAUGCCCGCCGCGUCCGCAAGCGCUGGCUGCCCAAGAUCAAGUCAAUGCUGCCCGAGGGGGUGGAGAUGUACCGCACGGUCAUGGGCUCCUCGGCGGCCGGCGUGCCCCUCGACCACUUCUCGCCCGCCGCAGCGCAGGUGUUCGAGCAGCGCAUCUACGCCGAGCGGCGGGGGGACGCGGCCACCAUCGUGGCUCAGACUGACGCCGUGAACGUCGACCUGAGCGCCGCCGCCCACCGCUUCGACGCGGCCGAGGAGGCGGACGGGGCUGGCUCGGUCAUCCAGGUGGCCGCGCCUGAGCCGCCGCCCGCCGCGGCCCCGAGCCCCCCGCAGCCCUUCGAGCAGGCGGGCGCGAGCUCCAGCCGGCCGCAGACGCCCGCGGCGCCCCGGAGACCGGAGGCGUCCUACCCGGGGACCUUGUAGAGGGGCCGCCGGGAGGCUCGAGGCCGGUACUAAAGCUGCUUGCAUGCGUUACUAAUACAAACAGAUGUGAUCAAGCCACUUACUACGGAACUGCUACUGUUGCCUGAAAAAAAUGUGAUUUUAUCCUGCUUGUAUUUAAAGUUUAUGAAGGAAACAAAUGCAUUCGUUAUACUGUAAAGGGUUAGUCCACUGGUGACCUAGUUGCGAGGGGUCCCAGGGCUCCUUUGAUACCUGCGAGGUUCGUCUCCAGGCCGUGGGCUCUGACCCCGCUCUGGGAGGGGCGAGAGCCUGCGGUCCCCAGUGCCUGGGAGCCAGAUCGGGGGUCCUGUGGCCUGGGGCCCAUCUCCCGACCCUCGCUGCUCACUCGGGGGACCCCACCCACCCUUUGGGGCCAGGGGCCAGGGCUGGGCCCUCAGGGGCCAAACUCCUCCUUUUCCCUUAUUCCUGAGACUCGCGGGUCAGGCCUGCUGGGCCGGCUGUGUGCAUGGGGCGCGCAAGCGCAUGUGUGAGUGCGUGUGUUUGAGCGUGUGCGGGGCAGCGGUGUGAGCACAGCAGGGGGAGGGAGAGCUCCGUGCAUCUUCAUCCUCCCGCCCUGCGCCCGGGGGCCCUCCUGGCCCCCUCAGCUCCACAGCCUCUGGUGCCCUGGGCCCCAUGGGCGCGGCCGCUGCCCCGAGUGCCCACCGGCUCUGCCCGGCUGCCCGCCGUCCUGUGGUGCAGCCCCGCCGCCCUCGGCCAUGUUGGGAUUACAUUUGUUUGUUUGUUUUUGUCUAAUUCAGAUCUAGUUCAUGUAUGGUUUGAAAACUUUCAGACCCAUAAGAGCAAAAAAUUAGGGAGGAUUUGGUGUCCCUGCCCUCAACCCUCUAUGCCUGGGUCUGGGUCACCUGUGGACCGCACUCCGCCCUGCCCUGGCCCGGGUCCCAGGGAGAUGCAGUCGGGUUUGGUGGAGGCCCCUCGUGGCUGGGCUGGGCCUGAGUGGGUCCCGAGUCCUGCUGCAGACCCUGGGCCCGGGCGGGCGGGAGGAGCCCUGCAGCAGGGCUGAUGAUCCAGAGCGUGGGGUCGGGGAGCGCAGUGAGGAGGGGCCUGAGACCAGACGUGGUGGGUGAGGCUGGAAGGCUCACUUCCAAGUUCGGUUGCCGGUCUUUGGUGAGCGAGGGCGCGGGUUGUGCGCACGUGGCCAGUGGUCGGGAGGCUUCCUCCUGAGUCCCAGGCGCCCCCCCCACCCCCCACCCCUGCCAACUGCCCGUGAGACCAGACGCCCUUCCAUUCCCAGAUGAAGGGGUCUGUUGCCCCCCCCGCCGCUGGCACGCUGCCUCCCCUGACCAGGUGCAGCCCCUGUGCUCAGCCUCCCUGUGACCCACAAACCUGAACCUCCCCCAGCUGCGGGCCUGCCCUGCGGGGCUGCGGCACCCACGUGUUCAGGUGCCCUCUGACCACGGCCCUGUGUGGAGAGGCUUCCGGGAGACCCAGGCUGGGCGUAGAGCCUCCAGGCCUCCUCUAGCCAGGCCACAUGAACCUGCCCUCCAGAAAGAUCUGAGAGCUCCCAGGAGGGAGUGGGGGCACCUCGGGCAGGCCCGUGGGAGCACCUCGGGCAGGCCCGUGGGAGCUCGUCUCAGCCCCUGUGCUCGAGAGCAGCAGUGGUGGGGGGUCUGGGCCCGAAGGGGCCGCACUCCUACUGGGGAUCCGAGCCAGCCUCCUGGCCCAGAGGUGAGCCGCACUGUCUCCGCCUCUUUCUCCCCUGACCUGGGCCCAGCUGGGGUUGGAGCUGCAUGGGCCUGGGGCCCCAAGGAGGACCUAGCCCUCUGGAACUGAGAGGCCCAGCCCUCAGCAUCCUCAGGCAGCCACUGAGGGUGUGGAGGGGAGGAUGGGGAGGCUUGCCCCCAUCCCCCUCUCAGCUUCCCUUCCCGACCCUGAUGUGCACUUUAAUUUGACCAUCCCUGAGGACCCUGGGGAGACAGGCGGCUGGCCUGUCCUGGCCGUCAGCAGAAGGGCUCACGUGCUCGCUCUCCCUGUCCCCCCCCACUCCAGAGUGGGAGCGGCGCCCGACCUGAGGCCGGGACACGAAGGGGUGCCCGUGGCCCGUGAUGGCAGCAGCGCCCGCACAGAGAAGGCCUGACCACUGUUCAGGCCAGCACAAUGUCCCGCGACCUCUGUCCCUUAAUCGUGUGUAGCCGCCGUCCAUUUUGUUGUUCCAGGUAGGGAAGGCAGGAGUCAUGUGUGAAACUUCAGUACUUCAAUGUGAAUGGGUCCUGAGCUCCCCCUGAGCCCCAGGCGGGCCAGGCCGAGCGUUUUGCACUAAUGUGUCCCGCGGCGGACGUGGGUCGGGAGCGUUUGCGGACGGGCGUGGCUGAUGAUUGUAUCUGCCGGGCGCUCCCUCCGCGUCCAGAAUGUUUCGUGGGGCGGGCGGCGGCGGGCCUGGACUCGGAGGGGCCGACCAGAGUGCCUUAGCAUCUUCUGAUCAUUUUUCCCAAGGAAAACCAGUUAAAACCGGACCCUCCCCCUCCUCUGUUUACAAGACGACUAAUGCCUGUCCUGUGAGCGUGAUCCCGACUCACCCAGACCCUGUAGAGCGAGAGACAAAGCCACUCAGUAUUUAUGACGCGUCUGCACCUGACCCCUAGCUUGACUAUUAGCAAUACACAUACACUACGUAGACUAACACAGAGCUGAGUUAGACCCGCGCCUUUCUGAGGAGGAGAGAAGGGACUGGACCCCGUCGGGGUGGACGUGGCGGGCGGCCGGCCAGGCCCCCCCUCGCCCACCCUCCCUGGCGGACAGGCUGUGACGCAGGAGGCAGUGGGAUGAAGUACAAAAGGUCCAGAAGCGGGGAUGGGGAGAUGGGACGGGAUACCGUGAGCUGGCGGGGCCGUCCAGCGGCGCGCCUCGGUGCUUGAAUUCUGUCUUGUGUUCUGUGCCGUGUCUGCUGUCACCCAGAGUUCUCUGUGGUCGCUUGACUUUGCGUUGGAUUCACGCGUCUUGCCUUGCCCCCGACUGUGGCCGUGGCUGUGGGUGCAUGGCCGCGGGGAGAGACGGUCUUGGGAGCCCCCGGCUGCGGUCUGGUCUGUGGCGUCUGGUUCUGGGGCGGUUGUGUUUGGAGCUGGGAGGGGGGCAGGGGGUGAGGGCUGGAGGAGGAUGGGGACUCUGGGGUGCCCAGCCCUGACUUCCCCUUGAAGGGUGGAAGGUUCUAGUACCAGCCCUGUGCCACCCCCGGCCACUUACUGCUUAGCUCCCCCUCUUGAGUUAUUUUUAUGGAAGUAUCUUGAUGCCAGUGGAAGGCCGAUGGCCCAUUAACCACCUGAAAACUGUGAGAAAACCUCUGUUUGCCUUUGCCAGCAGUAAAUCCUACACACAGAGCUGGGAGUCUGGAGCUGCUGUUUCAGAAUGUUGCUGGUGCGUAAGUUUGUCCUUCUGUCAGCCAGGCCGCUCCGAGCGCGUCACCCGCCGCCUGCCGGAGAGCGUUAGGGCUUUGGUACAAGACGUUUCUAACGCGCCAAAAGGUUUUGGGUUUUGUUUGUUUGUUUGUUUUGUUUCUUUGGAAAAAAAAAACAUGCAAAGGAAAAUUACGCAGAAUCUAAAGCAUUCGGAUUGGACAACCUGCUUGAAUUCCAAUCAACUCCUUCGUUGUUAGCGUUUUGCACAUGAUUGUAAUUUUUAUGUCAAAAGAAGCCAAAACUUGCAAUACUAUUUUUAGCAGACAAAAAAAAAGAACUAAGUAUAAAAUGUAUAAAUAUUUUUGACUUGAACAUUGGAUGGCACUGGGUGCAAACAGACCGUUCAUCCUCCGGACGGAGCGUUUGGGGAAAAAGAGCCUUUUUACAAAGACACGGUUCCUGUCCAGUCUGGGAGGGGUUAAGUCCUGCUGUAACUCACGACUGUUAAACAAUAAAUAAAUGAAAUCACUGUUCCUUGUGCCGUGGAGCAGGUUUGUUUUCCUAGAACCACCCCCACCCCCGUCCGCGGCCCCCCCCAGCGAGCAAGCUCGUCCCCCCCCUUCCCGCAGGUGUGUCCUCCCUCCUGCCGGCCUCUGGGCCCUGCCCCUCAGCAGAGUCACCGCUGUCGCCUUUGCUGCCGUACUAGUCACAGCCUGCGGAGACGUCCACCGGCCAGGAAACCCCGGGCUUGCGCGGCGAGUGGAGCCCGAGCAGGACGUGGAAGUCCUUGCAAACAGAAGGAUGUGAUCGUUACUUGUAAAGCGCUUUGUAAAAUUCACAUUUACAGAAUAAUAAAGUCAGUUCAAACCCAA